Molecule: messenger RNA, 5057 nt
Organism: Saimiri boliviensis boliviensis (Bolivian squirrel monkey)
Lineage: Eukaryota; Metazoa; Chordata; Mammalia; Primates; Cebidae
Gene: HAPLN1
Product: hyaluronan and proteoglycan link protein 1
Biological process (GO): skeletal system development; cell adhesion; central nervous system development
Cellular component (GO): perineuronal net; synapse
Molecular function (GO): hyaluronic acid binding
Source: RefSeq, a predicted model, not a curated record
UUAGGCUGUAAUUAGGGGAUCUGGGAGGAGAACUUUCCUGGUGACGCUUUGCUUUUCUUCUGCUCUUGGUGAGAAAGUGCCUCCUUCUUCCCAGGAUCAGGACCUCUGCCAUCCAGCGCCACAAAGAGACAUUCUGCGCGCGCACACACACACACACACACACACACACUCUCACACUCGCCCAGAGACAAACUUAAGGUGAGGAGAAAGAGCGCUAGCUUCAGUUGAUCUCCAGCUUCCAACUUAAGCAGAACUUGAGAGCAUCUGAACUCGUGGAUGUCAGGACAAGUGAAGAAGAUUCUUUGGGCUAUAAAGAUGAAGAGUCUACUUCUUCUGGUGCUGAUUUCAAUCUGCUGGGCUGAUCAUCAAUCAGACAACUAUACUCUGUAUCAUGACAGAGUUAUUCACAUCCAAGCAGAAAAUGGCCCCCGUCUACUUGUGGAAGCCGAGCAAGCCAAGGUGUUCUCACACAGAGGUGGCAAUGUUACACUGCCUUGUAAAUUUUAUCGAGACCCUACAGCAUUUGGCUCAGGAAUCCAUAAAAUCCGAAUUAAGUGGACCAAGCUCACUUCAGAUUACCUCAAGGAAGUGGAUGUUUUCGUUUCCAUGGGAUACCACAAAAAAACCUAUGGAGGCUACCAGGGUAGAGUGUUUCUGAAAGGAGGCAGCGAUAACGAUGCUUCCCUGGUUAUCACAGACCUCACUCUGGAAGAUUAUGGGAGAUACAAGUGUGAGGUGAUUGAAGGAUUAGAAGACGGUACUGCUGUGGUAGCAUUGGACUUACAAGGUGUGGUAUUCCCUUACUUUCCACGACUGGGGCGCUACAAUCUCAAUUUCCACGAGGCGCAGCAGGUGUGUCUGGACCAGGAUGCUGUGAUCGCAUCCUUUGACCAGCUGUAUGAUGCCUGGCGGGGCGGGCUGGACUGGUGCAAUGCCGGCUGGCUCAGUGAUGGCUCUGUGCAAUAUCCCAUCACAAAGCCCAGAGAGCCCUGUGGGGGCCAGAACACAGUGCCCGGAGUCAGGAACUACGGAUUUUGGGAUAAAGAUAAAAGCAGAUAUGAUGUUUUCUGUUUUACAUCCAAUUUCAAUGGCCGUUUUUACUAUCUGAUCCACCCCACCAAACUGACCUAUGAUGAAGCGGUGCAAGCUUGUCUCAAUGAUGGUGCUCAGAUUGCAAAAGUGGGCCAGAUGUUUGCUGCCUGGAAACUCCUUGGAUAUGACCGCUGUGAUGCGGGCUGGUUGGCUGAUGGCAGUGUCCGCUACCCUAUCUCUAGGCCACGAAGGCGCUGCAGUCCUACUGAGGCUGCAGUGCGCUUCGUGGGUUUCCCAGAUAAAAAGCAUAAGCUGUAUGGUGUCUACUGCUUCAGAGCAUACAACUGAAUGUGCCGCUAGAGCGCGUCAGUUUUAAAGUCAUUAAGAACAUGUGAAAGGUGGUUUUUUUUUUUCCAAUAUGAACUCAUGAAAGUUACCAAAACUGUGAUAACCCUUUUUUACUUACUGUAAAGAGUCAUUUUCAUAAAGACCAAUUCAUUGAUUUGUUUUUUGUAAAGCUAUCAUUAAAUAUAUAUCAUAAAUUAAUAUAAAUUUAAGGGAAGCUCUACGUAAGGAGACUUUAGAGUCAAACUGUUUAAGCUGUAUCAUCCCAACAAAGUAUCCUUUCAUGAACGGGGCAUGCAAUAGCUUGAGAAUUGCUAGGAUUAAAUUAAGGAAAGUAAAGCUACUCGGAGCAGCAGCUUCCACAAGCACAAACUUUACACAUUUGUACAAUUUUGAAAUGCACUAUAAUAAACAAAUUAGAGGAACAAAUUUGAAAUACAGCCUUCUUUACAUAAACUGAGUUUAUACAAAACUCCGUUUCACAAGGGAGCAAUCUAUACCUUUCUAAAAGUUAAUAUUUCAAGUCUCCGAUAGACAGAAUAUUUUACUCUUUAAAAUCCUGCCUUUUUCACCAAAAAAGAAAACAUUCAUAUGGACUCCAAUGCAUAGUAACAAGCACAGUUAAAAUUCCUUAAUAAUCUCAUUUAUAUGACGUAUGAGACAUAAAUAAGCAGAUAAUAUUUAACCAAUGAAAGACUUCUGCCUUCCUAUAAUUAAAUUACACAUGUCUGAGAAGAAUUGUUUUAUCUUUUGAGUAGCUUUACUGAGUUGUAUUUAAAUUCUAAGGGCCAUUUGCUAAGCAGCAUUUAGCAUCUACUCAGGGCAGUUAUAUAGAUAAACUGCUGGACAGAAAAAUUGUAAAAUUUAGCGGCUUGACUUUCUGUUAGCCUAUGAAAUGUUAUUGUCCUAUAAAAAUAACUUUAAACUUAUUUAAUAUUUCUUAUUUACAUUAUAUGAAAAACAAUUACAUCAUAAAAGAAAUGCCUAAUUCAGAAACAAAGACCCAACUUUCAAAAUUCUUAUUAUUCUUAUUUGUACAUACACUAGAAAUCCCAACUAGUGCCUAUGUUUGGGGGAAAAAAAAUCAACAAUGCAGUUCUAAACCUUAUCCCAAAUAGAAAAUGUGGUUAAUGAUGUCACUUUCCUUGCUGGUCAUCAUUAGGCUUCAAUUAAAUGCUGAAGCUGUCAUCAAAGAGUUUACACUAAAAUCUUCAGGGCUUUAAAUAAAAGGUUAAGUCCAGCUUCAAAACACAACUAUCUACAUUAGCAGCUUCAAUCUUAAAUAAAGCUCUGUUUUCCUAUAUUUUUAUGACUGCUGAGACCCCACAGGGACCAAUAUUUGUACUCAAAUUACGUUUCGUGGUUUCCCAUUAUUUCACAAUGAGUUCUAAUAAAUGGGAUUUACUAUAACAAUCCAAGUAUGACAUAGUUGGUAUGCUUUCAUGAAUGUUUUUAUGUAGAUUUUCCUCCCAUGAACAUGAGUAAAUAAAUCUGUUUCCUGAAUGGAUUGUGGUUGCAUUUAAAGCUCUGUAAUAAUUCUAAUAAAUUUACUCUAUAAAUAUAGAGUUACGUGUGUGGAAGGUAUAGAACAAUUGGAAGUCCAUGAAACCAUAACUAUAAUCAUAUAUUAUUCAGACAAAAUAUUGUAAAUAAAAGUAGAUCCUUUCUUUCAUCAAAAACAGAUCUGAAAUUUUCAGAUGCUUUACUAUUAAAAGAUGACAAUGUUAUGCAUGCACAUUUUUAAGUUAGGUUGGAUAUGCAAAUUGUAGAAAACUAUAAAUCCAAAGAGUUCAUAAGAUUUAAACUCAAACACUCAUGGUAUAAAUAGAUUAAAGAAGAUACUUAAAUGGUCUAGGAUGAGGUUAUACAUUAUUUAAAGAGGGGACUAUCUCCUAAAUAACAACUAUUAACACCUCAAAUGUGGGGGCUAGCUCAUUGGAAGAAGUCCAUACUUGAACUAUUAUUAUGUAUGUUCCAAUAAUUUUGUUGGAAAUGCAAGUGGGAACAAAUUUCUAUUGAAGCAAACAUCCAAUUUUCAGUUAUAUCCAGAACUCUACCUUUAUAAUGUUAAAUGUAGUGGCAUUUCUUAACUUUUAAAUACUUACUAGUAUAGGAAUUGGUGCUGAUCAAAAUCUCUGCAGUGACUGUUAGCUGAUUAAAAUCUAUAUUAAUUUACACAUCAUUUUUUCAUUCGUGUAAAAAACAAAAAAUCUUAACACAAUGAAUACUGCUGAGCAGAAUUUUUAUCUUCUGAUUUUGCUCAGAGGAUCAGAAUUUCCAUGCCCUUUAGACUCCUACUUGAAUGAGUCUUUUUAAUGUUCUCAUUUUGCUGUUUUUUCACCAAAUGUCUAUUUCUGACUUUAUUCCUCUAGAUGUCUCACUGAGUAUGCCUGAAAAAGAAAGAUUAUUCUAAUACAAUUCCUAACAAAAAGUUGGUACAACACUAGCUUAUUCAGAAAUUGCUCCUCAGACUUGGAUUCCAAGAGUGUCAAAAAGAUUUGGUGGGAGGCUGGGCUAGGAACCCUUGUUUUAAUGAUUUUGUCCAUAAUUAACACUGGUGACCAUAUAAGGAACAAAAUAUAUCUGCACAUUUCACUGAGACAUCUACAUUGGAAACCCCAAACAAAAAGAAAAACCAAUUCAAAUAAAAAGACAAUAUAAGAAUGAAAAUAAGUUGGUCACAUUAACACUGGAAGCCAUCUUGAAAUGACUGCUGCCAUAUUGUAUCACAGUAAUUUUUAGCCAAAUACGGCAUUUGUAAAUUUAAACUUUCUCUCAUAGAAAGGGGCCGGUACCUGUUAAAGUGUUAUUUUAUGCGAUAAUAUAGUCACUUAUUAUUUUGGCAAUUAGAAGUAGACUUAAAGGAGAUUCCAAUUUGGUUGCUGGCAGCCAUUCUGGGUUUCUUGAUUUUAGUACUCCAAAGAAUAUGGUGGUCUCAUGGAGUAGCUGACCACUAAGGAGGAGAGGAUUGAAAGGGACUCACUUAUCAGUUUUUAACAAUAGAAUGCAGUAAGAAAAUCAAUGGAUAACUGCCAUCCUUUGGUUAAGAAGUUAACUGUAUCAUAGCUCACUACUGCCAGAACAGCAACAGGUGUACAAUAAAAGAGAUGAAAAAUACAAAAGUCAUUAAGCCACCUGAUUAAAAAAGACCAAUAUUUGAAGACAUUUAAUAGAUACUGAGUAUAAAUUUGAGGAGAAGAAUCAAUCUGUAUUACCAAAAAACCAUGUUUUUGUUUCCUGUAAGAUACAAUGAACUGGUACAUUAAAAGUCAAUUUUGUGUUACUGCAUUAUCUUUUGAUUCUUCUGAGAUGUAGAAUCUUAGCUAUUUUUCUUUGUGUCAAACCCUGUAAAUAUAUUAUUUCCAAAAAAAAACGCAUUUAAUUCGUUCUUGUUCUGAUAUAUUUGACUUCAAAUUGUAAAUACAUAUGAUUUUCAUUUCCUAGUACUUUUGCAGUCUGAAAAAAAGAUCAUAUAUAUGGUGUUGCUAAAUCAAUUAUGGUAUUAUCCCAAAAUAUAUUGGCUAUUUUCUCUUUGUAUAUGACUCAAAGCAUAAUUUAUUUUUCCAGCCAGUUUAGCAAUCCCAGAAAUCUAUGGUGUUGUUGAUUAGAUCAACAUAUUUGAAAUGCUUUAUGACUUAAUCAUGGGUGCUGAAUUAAAAGAAAACUUUUUUUUUUACAUA